This is a messenger RNA of Rubroshorea leprosula, 1794 nucleotides long. Lineage: Eukaryota; Viridiplantae; Streptophyta; Magnoliopsida; Malvales; Dipterocarpaceae. The record is from the annotation of a GenBank genome assembly.
CAGACAUUCAGUAACAAGAAAAUCAUAGAUUUCUCCCAUAGAAGUAGGAGGAGAUGGUGAUGUCAAUGGGAGAAAUGUAUUCUUACGUCGGCUCAACUGUUGCUACACUGAUGUUCAUCAAUGCCAUCAUUCAGCAAUACUUCCCUUUUCAUAUCCGUGGCUAUAUUGAAAGAUAUGGCCAAAAGUUUGUAAGUACUCUGCAUCCUUAUGUUAAAAUUACCUUUGAUGAAUUCACAGGUGAACGCAUGAAGCGAAGCGAAGCCUUCUCUGCAAUUCGGAACUACCUCAGUGCCAAGUCCUCUGCACAUGUUAAGCGGCUUAAGGCAGAUGUUGUCAAAGAUGGCCAGUCCUUAGUCCUCAGUAUGGACAACAAUGAGGAGGUCACUGAUGAGUUUGAGGGCGUCAAGGUCUGGUGGACUUCAAGGAAAAUCGUUCCAGAGAAGCAGUUUUCACUUCCAUGGUAUCCUGCUUCCGAUGGAAAGAAGUAUUACAGCCUUACAUGCCAUAAGCGUGACCGCAAACUCAUCACUGAGUCUUAUAUCAGUCAUGUGUUGAAAGAAGGAGAUGCAAUUGCAGCAAGGAAUCGGCAGAGGAAGCUUUACACUAACAAUCCUAGUGAGAAUUGGUAUGGUUACAAGAGGACCAAGUGGACUCAUGUAGUUUUCGAGCAUCCUUCAACUUUUGAAACUUUGGCCAUGGAGACAAAAAAGAAAGAAGAAAUCAUGAAGGAUCUCAUCAAGUUCAGCAAGGGGAAGCAGUACUAUUCUAGGAUUGGGAAGGCAUGGAAGCGUGGCUAUCUCCUUUAUGGUCCUCCUGGAACUGGGAAAUCUUCCAUGAUAGCUGCCAUAGCAAAUUUCUUGAAUUAUGAUGUCUAUGAUCUCGAGCUAACAACAGUUAAGGAUAAUACAGACUUGAGGAGGCUUUUGAUUGAGACAUCAAGUAAGUCAGUCAUUGUGAUCGAGGACAUCGAUUGCUCUCUUGAUCUUACAGGCCAAAGAGAGAAGAAGGAAGAGAAAGAUGAGGAGGAAGAAGAAGGGAAGGAUCCAGUCCGUAAGAAAGACAAGGAGGAGAAAAAGCAGAGUAAAGUCACUUUGUCAGGGCUUUUGAAUUGUGUUGAUGGACUUUGGUCAGCUUGUGGUGAAGAAAGGAUCAUUGUGUUCACCACCAAUUAUGUUGAGAAGCUUGAUCCUGCUUUGAUAAGGAGGGGAAGAAUGGACAAGCACAUAGAAAUGUCAUAUUGCAGCUUUGAAGCGUUCAAGGUGCUAGCAAAAAACUACUUGUAUAUUGAUACUCAUCCACUGUAUGAAGAAAUCCACAAAUUGUUGGAGGAAACCAACAUGACUCCUGCUGAUGUUGCUGAAAAUUUGAUGCCGAAGUCAGAAGAGGAUGAUGAAGAUACUUGUUUGAAGGCUUUGAUUGAAGCUCUUGUGGCUGCAAAGGAGGAAGCAAGAAAAAAAGUUGAGGAAGAAGCGCGUCUGAAAGCAGAGAAAGAAGAGAAGGGGAAGGAAGAAGCACAAUUGAAAUUGGAGAAAAAAGAGGAAGACAAGGAAGAGUCUCCUAAAGAAAAUGGUGAAGUACAUUAAACUUCAACCACAGAAGUGAAAAAAAAAAAAAAGGGUUUCCCUCAUCAAGCAAGUUCUUGCAGAUGCAAUUGAAGCUACUAAAAAUCUACUUGUCUAUUUGUGUUGUGCUUAAUUUCCUUUGAGAAAAAAUAACAGUCAUUAGGCUGAUCAGUUAAUUAAGGGUUGUUGAACUGUACUUGAUGUUGAAUCAUAAUCAAUUUCGACUUUUCAA